AGAGAGCACAGGUGGGAGUCAUCGGUGUAAUUACCUUAAAAGCCGGAGGGCAGCUCUGCCCCGCCCCUUCACACCGAGGUACAGCGGAGCGGCGUGUGAGGUGUGUGUGUUUGCGUGAGGCCCGAGCAGAGAAGGUCUCAGUGGAGAAUGUGCUCAAUACCCGGGCUUCCAACACCAGGAUCCGAAGUACCUGUUUUCAUCACAAGGGACACACAGAGAUGGUCAGGAUCCUGGUAGAGAACGGAGCCAGGCCUUGUUUGAGGACGGAUUAUGGAUGGACUCCAGCCCACUUCGCUGCAGAGUCCGGCCGGCUGGCUGUGCUGCGGUUCCUGCACUCCCUCCGUGCCCCCAUAGACAAGGAGGACUGCUCUGGAGACAAGCCUAUAAGACUAGCUGAAAUAUAUGGGCACCAAGACUGUGUCAGUUUCCUUAAAAAGGCGGAGAUCGAGUCCGAGGCCUACCGCAAGGUGGCAGCAGAGAGCGGCAUUUCCAUGGAUGACACGGAUGAGGAGUGGGCAGAACAUGGCAAAGAAAUUAAGAAAAUGUGUUCUCUAUAAGCAACAAAAGGGGUGUCAUUUAGCCUUAUAGUGGAAUACAUGUUGUGAAAAACUGCAGUGGAAAUUGAAUCAACAAGACAAAAACAAAUAUCAGCAGCCUAAUAUUUAAUACAAGCAUGAGCUUAUGAUCUGUGACCUGAAAUCAUGAGUUAAAGGAUAACUUCCCCAAGCGACUGCACUGAAUAAGGGAUAUUGUGUGCCUAUUAACAUAUUUUCCACCAUGCAUUGUGUUGCAGUUAAACCCUCAAAAAACCUUUGCUUCUUGUUUGA
Messenger RNA from Myripristis murdjan (pinecone soldierfish), 827 nucleotides. RefSeq names its product ankyrin repeat domain 66 (gene ankrd66). Bases 219 to 557 code for a protein of 112 amino acids. The transcript is spliced from 4 exons. The record is from RefSeq and is a predicted model, not a curated record. Gene Ontology annotation, molecular function: protein binding. NCBI's taxonomy places the organism in Eukaryota, Metazoa, Chordata, Actinopteri, Holocentriformes, Holocentridae.